AUGACAGCUCAAUAUCCAUUAUAUGAUCAGCGUCAUCCGUCCCACGAAGAAUAUCGCAAGAAAGUCGUCAGAAAGAUUGAUCUGAACACUCUUCCUGGUGUCACUUUACUCUAUUUAGCCUGUUACAUUGAUCGAUCCAACAUCGGGAAUGCUAAAGUUGCUGGUUUAGUCAAGGACCUCGGUCUCACAGGUUCACAAUUCAGCAUUGCUUUGAGCGUUUUAUUGGUCGGAGCAAAGAUCUGGCUACCCUUAUUGGUGUUCUGUUGGGGCGCUUUAACCGUUUUGGCGGCGUUUAUGACCAAUUUUGCAACGUUGAUUGUCGUGCGUUUGUUUUUGGGGCUCUUUGAGGGUGGUUUACUGCCUGGUAUAGUUUUGCUUCUCUCAACACUCUACAAGCCAGAAGAGUUACAGUUGAGAGUCGGGAUCGCUUUUGCCGGAGCAUCUGCAAGUGGUGCUUUAGGUGGGUUGAUAGCGUAUGGGAUCCAGAAAAACAUGGAAGGGGUGGGAGGUAAACCAGCUUGGGCAUGGAUAUUCAUUCUUGAGGGUUCUGCAACAAUCUUGAUCGCGUUCUUUGGCUGGUGGUACAUCUGUUCGAGUGUUCAGUCGGCUAGCUAUCUAAAUGAUGAAGAGAAGGAUUUUGCAGUCAAUCGUCUCAGAGUCCCAAGAUAUACAGGUGUCAUAAGCCCUUCUGAAGGAGUCAAGGGAAAGGAAAAAGAAGUUUUCGAGGAUAUUCCCUCUCAAGAGGCUACCCACGCUUCUUCAGAUCUAGAGCAUGACUCUCAACUUGAAAAGUUUGAAUGGCCGGAAGUCUUUCGUGCAGUUCUAGAUCCACAAGUUUGGUUGAUGGGACUGGCUGGAGCUGCAGUCGCACUUCCCUUGACGUCAUUGGGCUUUUAUCUACCGUCCUUGAUCGCUACACUGGGGCAUACCGGCGCUCACGCGCAACUCUAUUCCGCAUAUCCAUACAUGUCUGGCUGUAUAUUGGUCAUAGUAUCUGCCUUUCUCGCAGAUAAGUGGCAUUUACGAGGACCAAUUGUGCUUGCCGUUACACCUCUAUCGAUUGCAGGAUUCUAUGUUCCAGAUGUGAUGUUGAUUUUGGCCAAAAAUCCGCAUACACUUUAUGCAGCGUUUUUUCUCGUCUUGGCCGGAGCCUUUCCCGCUGUACCUUGUCUUCUAUCUAUCGUCCCAAACAAUACAUCAGGUAUUACUAAGCGAGCAACAUCAGUUGCAAUGCAGGUGAUGCUAGCAGCUGUGGCUGGAUUAAUCUCACCAUUCAUAUAUCCUGAAGGUACCCCUAUCGUGAGAGGCCAUAAGAUAGCGUUGGCUUUGCUUUGCGUUGCUUGGGUCUUGACAGCCGCCAAUGUACUAUAUUGCAAGAUUGAAAACUCGGCCCGAAUGGCUGGCAAACGUGACUAUGUGGUAACAAAGUAUCUAGAGAAAUUCGAAUCAGGAAAAACUAAAGCGCCCAUUGGUGAUCGUGAUCCGGCUUUUCGGUUUACACUUUGA
Molecule: messenger RNA, 1506 nt
Organism: Melampsora larici-populina 98AG31
Lineage: Eukaryota; Fungi; Basidiomycota; Pucciniomycetes; Pucciniales; Melampsoraceae
Exons: 16
Coding region: 1-1506 (501 amino acids)
Biological process (GO): transmembrane transport
Cellular component (GO): membrane
Molecular function (GO): transmembrane transporter activity
Source: RefSeq, a predicted model, not a curated record